Molecule: messenger RNA, 1520 nt
Organism: Ochotona princeps (American pika)
Lineage: Eukaryota; Metazoa; Chordata; Mammalia; Lagomorpha; Ochotonidae
Gene: SUCLG2
Product: succinate-CoA ligase GDP-forming subunit beta
Exons: 11
Coding region: 86-1384 (432 amino acids)
Biological process (GO): succinyl-CoA metabolic process; tricarboxylic acid cycle
Cellular component (GO): mitochondrion; succinate-CoA ligase complex
Molecular function (GO): succinate-CoA ligase (GDP-forming) activity; ATP binding
Source: RefSeq, a predicted model, not a curated record
GCCGGGCCCGCCUCCUCUCGCCCCUGCGUCUCCGCCCCCUGCCCGCGCUCAACCCGGCUCCCCCGCCCCGGGUUUCCUGUUUAAGAUGGCGUCCCCCGUAGCAGCACAGGCCGGGAAACUUCUGCGACACCUAAGGCUGCGGCCCCGGCUCCUGGCCCCCAGGUUCCAGGCGGUUCAGCUGACCUCCAAAAGAUGGCUCAACCUGCAGGAGUAUCAGAGCAAGAAACUCAUGUCUGACAAUGGAGUGAGAGUGCAACGGUUCUUCGUGGCAGACACUGCCAGUGAAGCUCUUGAGGCUGCUAAAAGGCUCAAUGCCAAAGAAAUUGUUUUAAAAGCCCAGAUCUUAGCUGGAGGAAGAGGAAAAGGUGUCUUCAAUAGCGGGUUGAAAGGCGGUGUUCAUUUAACCAAAGACCCUAAAGUUGUGGGACAGCUGGCUGAACAGAUGAUUGGCUAUAAUCUAGCAACAAAACAAACUCCAAAAGAAGGUGUGAAAGUUAACAAGGUGAUGGUUGCCGAAGCCUUGGACAUUUCCAGAGAAACCUACCUGGCUAUUCUGAUGGACAGAUCAUGCAAUGGCCCUGUGCUGGUGGGCAGUCCACAGGGAGGUGUUGACAUUGAAGAGGUGGCUGCUUCGAAUCCAGAACUUAUCUUUAAGGAACAAAUUGACAUUUUUGAAGGAAUAAAGGACAGCCAGGCUCAGCGGAUGGCAGAAAACCUCGGCUUCCUUGGACCUUUGAAAAACCAGGCUGCAGAUCAAAUUAAGAAGCUGUAUAAUCUCUUCCUGAAAAUUGAUGCAACUCAGGUGGAAGUGAAUCCCUUCGGUGAAACUCCAGAAGGACAAGUUGUCUGUUUUGAUGCCAAGAUAAAUUUCGACGACAAUGCAGAAUUCCGACAAAAAGACAUCUUCGCCAUGGAUGACAAAUCAGAGAAUGAGCCCAUUGAAAAUGAAGCUGCCAGAUAUGAUCUGAAGUACAUUGGACUGGAUGGGAACAUUGCCUGCUUUGUGAAUGGGGCAGGGCUGGCCAUGGCAACGUGUGACAUCAUUUUCCUUAACGGUGGGAAGCCAGCCAACUUCUUGGAUCUUGGUGGUGGUGUCAAAGAAGCUCAGGUGUAUCAGGCGUUCAAGUUGCUGACUUCUGAUCCUAAGGUUGAAGCCAUCCUUGUCAAUAUUUUUGGUGGUAUCGUCAACUGUGCCAUCAUCGCCAAUGGAAUCACCAAAGCUUGUCGGGAGUUGGAGCUCAAGGUUCCCCUAGUGGUCCGGCUGGAAGGAACCAAUGUACAAGAGGCUCAGAAAAUCCUCAGCAACAGCGGGCUGCCCAUCACUUCAGCGGUGGACCUAGAAGAUGCGGCCAAGAAGGCCGUGGCCAGUGUGGCCAAGAAGUGAUGCCUCCAUUGUCCUGGCCCCCAGAGAAAAAGGCUCUCUCAUCACUGUGAAUAAAAUGCUAAUCUCACAUGGAGGAAACAGGGGGCAGAGGAAAUGAACACCGAUCACUGUAUAAAUCUGUGUUUUCUUCAGUUAA